Messenger RNA from Orussus abietinus, 786 nucleotides. RefSeq lists its product as uncharacterized. Bases 1 to 786 code for a protein of 261 amino acids. The record is from RefSeq and is a predicted model, not a curated record. NCBI's taxonomy places the organism in Eukaryota, Metazoa, Arthropoda, Insecta, Hymenoptera, Orussidae. The transcript has a single exon.
AUGAGUGACGUCUUUAAACCGGUAGUUUCACCGCUUAAGAAAUUAGUAAAUGAAACGGAGCGUAAUCUGAUCAUGGAUGAGAUAAAACGAGAGGUAAAACGAAACGAUGCAGUCGAUGAAUCCUUCGAAUCGCCAAAAGAUGAGGAUGAUGAUGCGAUGGAUGAAUCUUUCGAGUCGACGAAAGGUGAUUUCACCGAAGAAGAAGAGGAUGCUGAAGUAGGGGAUGGGAGUGAUGAUUCGGUGCAACGGUAUCUCGAUAUGUUACGAUCCAAUAAACAGAAAACUCUGGAUACGGUCUACGGUGUACGCAAACUGUCUAAGAAUAGGCUAAUGAUUGGUGAUGCGUCUAUAAGCUUCGAGGGUGAUCGAAUUCAUGUAGGUGAUACGAGUUAUGUAAGAACAGUCGGAUUGAUGGAACUUUUAUUUAAGAAAGUACCCGAUGAGACUGACUUCACCCAGGAUGACUUAGAUAAUUAUCGAGAAAUUAUCGUAGCAACGAAUGCGUACAGAAAGUAUUAUACUCCGCAUGGUGCCGUUCGCGGGAGCAACAUUUCCAAAUUUCGCAACAUUAUCGUAAAACUGAUCGAUAAAUCCUCGGUAGUGGGUGAGGGCGUCGUACCACCUCGGUAUAUGAUCGCUGUAAAGAACGGGCGAACGGAUUACGUAUACUGGGACGAUCCUAACGAAUUGGUGGAUCGUCUUCGUCUUCUUCUCGCGUCUCAGGAGGCUGGUUGGUUACCCCAGUCACUCGAACGAAAUCGUAUCGAUUCUCGAGGAAUUGCGUGA